GCCGCAGCGAGCGCUCCGUGCAGGAUGCCGCAGCCGGGGCGGCGCUGAGCCCGGUCGGCUGUCCCUCGCGCGGCCCCGCCAUGGCCACCGACCUGGAGCCCGCGGCCGUGCAGCUGGAGGCGGAGGAGGACGAGGAGCAGUGGCUCUACGGAGAUGACAAUGGUAAGCCAGAAGAUGGACCAAUAUCUGGACACAUCGAAUCUCAUCCGUUGCAAAACAUUCCUAAGGAGAGCAGGAUUGUUAUCAGUGAAGACCAAGAACUGUUGCAGCAAAAGGCCAUCCCAAGUGGCGAAGAGGAGGAUGAGGAGAGCGACAGUGAUGAUGACGACAUUCGAGUUACAAUUGGCAAUAUCAAGACUGGAGCCCCGUCUUAUAUGGGGACUCCGGUGAAUCUGAAUCUAAAAACAGGCCGAGGCUACGGAGCACCUGCCUCAGGUAGGAACGGAGCAUUAUUUUCAGUUAUCUUUUUUUCCUUUGGGCAAAUGUUUUAUUCUGAAUUAAUUUUUAGUACAAUCAAAAUGGCUUUGUAAGUCUAUCUCAGACCAUGCCAGGCUUUGUAACAUAUGGUA
Molecule: messenger RNA, 569 nt
Organism: Pseudonaja textilis
Lineage: Eukaryota; Metazoa; Chordata; Lepidosauria; Squamata; Elapidae
Source: RefSeq, a predicted model, not a curated record